CGUGUUUCGAUUUUUGCACAGCCUCCCAGCCAAGAUGGUUCAUCAAUCGCAGUGUCAAGUUCAACAGUCUGCUGCGUGCAGCGUGCCCAAUGAUGGCAUGUCAUUGCUAGGUUGAUUUGGCUUACAGCGCUUUCGUACUUGUGGUUUUUCGUACCAUCUUCUCUGAUGCCAAGUGAAGCUUGUCCAUUUUCUUUUCUGCCUUGUUUGAGGGCUUGUUGAGGUUCAUGUCGCCCCUUCCCCAAGUUGGGCUUGUCUAUUCCAGCCGAGCCAAGAUCGAGCUCAAGCUGAAGAAGACCAGCUCCCUCCCAUGGCGUGUUGCAUUCUACGCCCUGCGACGACGAAACAUGGGAUAUUUGCCGCCUCCGGAUCGCCCCGUGGCAGGUUGACGCGACGAUAUCGCGAGAAUCGACCUUGCCACCCAGUGCCGCAAAGUUUACUCUGUCGCCGUCCAAAUGUAUAACAGAAGCCAUGUGCCCUGGUCACCAUCCUCAACUGAGCUUCUACUCCUUCUUCUUCCCCACCGCCAACUCACAAAAGGUUGCCGACAGAGUCGCAACCGCGGGGUCAUCUUUGUUGUUUUCCAAACACACUCUUUUUCAUCAUACCACUUGCUUGGUCUGCCGCCUGGUGCCGGCUUUUAAUUCUAUUGAUAGUUCUAUUGAAUGAGCUCUCCUUUUUGCCUGCUGGUUGCUAGGCUUUAUUUUCUGCCGUCGUCCUUCAUUCCUUCUUCCAUUAUAACCAACGAACCCUCCAGUCUGUCAAGGGUUGAGUAGACCUAUUGAGAGAUCAAUAUGGUUCCCAGCACAUUUAACAACAGGGUCCAGCCGAUAGACGAGGAUUCCCCGGUGGACCCGCAGACGCAUCAAUUUCCGGCAGAUCCCUCCUUCGAGCGGGUGAUGGUAGCCAGCCACGGCCGCACUCCGAGCAGCGCCACAACCAUCCGCCCUCCCACCGCCGCGUCUUCUCAACUCAACCCAUUUGCGACUCCGGCGACAAGGAGUCGUUCCUCCAGCCUGGCGACUGCGAUAGGCGCCCCGCCCGUCGACGUCGACGCGGCGUUGAGACCCGACCCCGGCACUGAGGCCGACUUCAAGGUUGACAACAAUCCCUUUGCAUUCAGUCCAGGGCAACUCGGCAAGCUCCUCAACCCUAAGUCACUAGAUGCAUUUCGGGCUCUUGGCGGUCUGAAGGGUAUUGAGAGGGGAUUACAGACCGACGUAACGACAGGGUUGAGCGUUGAUGAGAUUUCGGCACCCUACAGAAUAUCAUUCGAGCAUGCAGUCAACCCCUAUAUCAAGACCUCCGAGAAACAGGUCAACAUUGCUGCCGCAACCGUCUCGGGCCGUUUUUUUGACCGAGCAAGGGUAUUCGGCAAGAAUGUGCUACCAUCAAAGAAGGCCACUCCAUUAUACAAGCUGCUGUGGAACGCAUACAAGGAGAAGGUUCUCAUCGUUCUCAGCAUCGCUGCCGCUAUCUCAUUAGCCCUAGGCCUGUAUGAGACCUUCGGCGGUGAGCACCCCCCAGGGUCACCACUGCCUGUGGACUGGGUCGAAGGGGUGGCCAUUGUAGUUGCGGUUGUCAUUGUCGUCGUGGUCGGCGGUCUUAUGGAUUGGCAGAAGGAACGCGCAUUAGUCCGACUGAACAAGAAAAAAGACGACCGUGAGAUCAAGGUCAUUCGCUCUGGCCGCGCUCAAGUUAUUAACGUCGAGGAGCUUCUCGUUGGUGACGUUAUCCAGCUGGAGCCUGGGGACGUGAUACCCGUUGAUGGUAUCUUCAUAUCCGGCCAUGACGUCAAGUGCGACGAAUCCACUGCCACGGGCGAGUCGGAAGCGCUCAAGAAGACUGGCAGAGAGCAGGUUAUGCGCAUGCUCGAGUCGGGCACCAAACUCAAAGACCUCGACCCCUUCAUAAUUUCUGGAGCCCGUGUGCUUGAGGGCGUUGGUAGUUAUGUCUGUACGUCAGUUGGCGUACACUCGAGCUUUGGCAAGAUCAUGAUGAGCAUUCGGACCGAGGUCGAGCCUACGCCCCUCCAGGUCAAGCUUGGGGGUCUUGCUAUCAACAUCUCCAAGUGGGCUGUUAGCUCUGCGUCCUUUCUAUUUUUCGUUCUCUUGUUCCGCUUCCUGGGAAACCUUUCCAACGACCCGCGUUCGCCCGCAGAGAAGGCUUCCUUCUUCCUUGAUAUCUUUAUCGUCGCCAUAACUGUUAUCGUUGUUGCCGUGCCUGAAGGUCUACCACUGGCUGUUACCCUUGCACUUGCAUUCGCCACCAAGCGUCUUUUGAAAGAAAACAACCUCGUCCGAGUCCUCCGCUCCUGUGAGACCAUGGGAAAUGCCACCACUAUUUGCUCAGACAAGACUGGUACGUUGACUACCAACAAGAUGACCGUUGUGGCUGGUACCUUCGGCUCGACCAAGUUCGACAAGGCUUCCGAAAACCCAUCCGCCUCCUCUGCCAGCGUUGCGCAGUGGUCGUCGGCCCUUUCGCAAGCCGCCAAGGAUGCCAUAAUUCAGUCUGUCGCCAUCAACUCGACGGCGUUUGAAGGCGAGGAGAAUGGUCAAUUUGCCUUCAUCGGUUCCAAGACGGAGACGGCUCUCCUUCAGCUUGCUCGUGACCACCUGGGCAUGACGUCGGUCGCAGAGGUCCGCGCCAACGAGUCGAUCGUCCAGAUCAUGCCAUUCGAUUCAUCCAAGAAGUGCAUGGCUGCAGUCAUUGAGCUCCGUAAUGGUCAAGGUUACUCCCUGCUCGUCAAGGGUGCCUCUGAGAUCCUGCUCAACUACUGCAACCAAAAGGUUGAAGUUGUCACUGCCGGAUCAGCUACCAGCCUGAGCAUCAAUGAUCUGACUCCAUCGGACAAUAUGGUCAUUAGCGGUACAAUCGAAUCAUAUGCUCGCCAAUCUCUCCGUACUAUUGGCCUUGUGUACCGCGACUACCAAUCAUGGCCUCCGCCAGAGGUCCAUGGGGAUGAAGAAGGCCAUGUAAAGCUUUCUGACAUUCUUCGAGACCUCGUGUUCCUUGGUGUGGUCGGCAUCCAAGAUCCUGUGCGCCCGGGAGUGCCUGAGGCCGUGGCAAAGGCCAAAAUGGCUGGCGUUAUGGUGCGCAUGGUUACUGGUGAUAACGCUGUUACUGCUCAAGCCAUUGCUACUGAAUGCGGCAUCUUCACUGGAUCUCACGAAGGAGUUAUAAUGGAGGGUCCUGUUUUCCGCACCCUGGGCGAUGCUGAAAUGACGGCUAUCGUCCCUCGCCUGCAGGUCCUGGCUCGCUCCUCGCCCGAGGACAAACGCAUCCUCGUCCGCAAACUCAAAGCUCUUGGUGAGACUGUCGCCGUCACCGGAGAUGGCACCAACGAUGCGCCUGCACUUAAGGCAGCAGACGUCGGGUUUUCUAUGGGCAUUUCGGGCACCGAAGUCGCCAAAGAAGCGUCCCAAAUCAUUCUCAUGGAUGACAACUUUAGCUCAAUCAUCGUUGCCCUUAAAUGGGGUCGUGCCGUCAACGAUUCGGUGCAGAAGUUUCUGCAGUUCCAAAUCACAGUUUCCAUUACGGCCGUCAUUCUUGCCUUUGUUUCUGCAGUCAGUCACCCGGAAAUGAAGUCGGUUCUCACAGCCGUGCAGCUCUUGUGGGUCAACCUCUUCAUGGAUACCUUCGCUGGCAUUGUCCUGGCCACGGAUCCACCGACCGACCGGAUUUUAAACCGUCCACCUCAGGGCAAGUCGGCACCUCUCAUCACGAUCAACAUGUGGAAGAUGAUCAUUGGCCAGUUCAUCUUCCAGAUUGCGCUGACGGUGAUCCUGUACUUUGUUGGCGGCAAGAUAUUUGAAUAUGACAUGUCUGACCCUAACCGAGUUGAUCAGCUCGCGACUAUGGUUUUCAACACUUUUGUGUGGAUGCAGAUCUUCAACGAGUUUAACUGCCGUCGCCUCGACAACGGCUUCAAUAUAUUUGAGGGGUUACAACGGAACCCAUUCUUCAUUACCAUCAACACGUUCAUGGCCGGCUGUCAGGUCGCCAUCGUCUUCGUAGGCGGAAAGGUUUUCUCCGUCGUGCCCCUCGAUAGCGUUCAAUGGGCCGUCUGUAUCAUACUACCGAUGCUUUCUAUCCCUUGGGCCAUGGUAGUCCGCUGCUUUCCAGAUGAAACAUUUGGACGGAUAGUCGCCAUCGCCACGAAGCCGUUUGUCAAGGCCUACGAGGUCUGCGCACGGGUCUUUGCUCCUCUGACGCGGCUGUUUGCCAAGAAGGGAAAGAAGAGCGAUGGAAAUGGUAGCGAGUCGGAGAAGGUGUAAAGUCAUAUUUUCUGUUUUGGUUAGAUGGAGGGUAAAAGCACACAUUUUGUACAUCACCUGUUAAUACGACUUUUCCGUUUCUUUUUUUCUUUUGCCUCUAAAUUUCCCGCAACACAAGGUACAUUGCAUUCCAUAGAACACGACCGCAAUAUGCAGGAUAAGAGCACACUCAUUUGCUUAACAUUUGGGUCUGAAGGAUGGGAUCAAAAAGUCAUGAGCGUGUCCUCUGUUUCUCCUUUUUGGGCAACGUCAGGAUAGCCUCUUGAUGGACUUGGAUUGUCGACUUUUGUUAACUAUUUUAUUAUGUAUGAAUACGCAGGCUAUAGACUUUAACACGAAUAUACCGG
Molecule: messenger RNA, 4624 nt
Organism: Pyricularia grisea
Lineage: Eukaryota; Fungi; Ascomycota; Sordariomycetes; Magnaporthales; Pyriculariaceae
Exons: 2
Coding region: 792-4277 (1161 amino acids)
Biological process (GO): calcium ion transmembrane transport; intracellular calcium ion homeostasis
Cellular component (GO): membrane; intracellular membrane-bounded organelle
Molecular function (GO): ATP hydrolysis activity; P-type calcium transporter activity; ATP binding
Source: RefSeq, a predicted model, not a curated record